Stomoxys calcitrans (stable fly) is the source of this 1237-nucleotide messenger RNA. RefSeq names its product peroxisomal biogenesis factor 19 (gene Pex19). The record is from RefSeq and is a predicted model, not a curated record. Gene Ontology annotation, biological process: protein import into peroxisome membrane. The coding region runs from base 162 to 1034 and encodes 290 amino acids. Gene Ontology annotation, cellular component: peroxisomal membrane; peroxisome. NCBI's taxonomy places the organism in Eukaryota, Metazoa, Arthropoda, Insecta, Diptera, Muscidae. The transcript has 4 exons.
UGGCAACCCUAGUUCCGAACAACACCCGGUAACGAGCAAUAAUUACGCACUACCCACGUUUGGCUGAAUUUAUUUAAACAAUAAAGGAGUAGGGGACUACAUUUUCAGAAGUCUUUUUGUAUAUUUUUUUAUUUAACAACAAAAAAAGGAAAUCACGUGCCAUGGCCGACCAACAGAAGCCGAAUGAUGACUUAAAUGAAUUGUUGGAUAAUGCUUUGCAAGACUUUGGAAAGGAUGAUCAAAAGGCCACAAAUGGAGGCUCAUCCAACGGUACAAAUUCAGAAGCACAAGAGGCAGAGGGUGCAGAUUCUGAAGAAUUCUUUUUAGAACAAGCCAAAUUAUUGGCAGAACGAAUGAAUACGUUGUUUGGUGGACCUGACACACCUUCCGGAGAUGUGCCACCAAUGCCACAAGACCCUGAACAAAUCAUGGCAGGUUUUAAGAAAAUGGCCGAAGCCGCUGCUAUGACGUUACAAGGUGAAAAUUCAGCCAGCGAUGAAGAAGUUGCCAAAUAUUCGGAUAGCAUAGCACAGGCGUUGAAGGGACUGCAAGAAGGAACAGACAAUUUAGCUGCGCCUGUCUCAGAAACAGAUGUAGCAAAUAUGUUUGGCAGUUUGAGCUUGGAAAAUGCUGGUGCUGAUGAUGGUAAUAUGUUUUUGCCAUUCAUGGAGGGCAUGAUGCAAUCGUUGCUCUCUGCUGAAAUUCUUUUGCCCAGCAUCAAAGAACUAUUAGAAAAAUAUCCAAAAUAUUUGGAAGAGAAUGGCAGUAAAUUAUCAGCCGAAGACAAGGAUCGCUAUGAGAAGCAAUUGGAAUUAUAUAAAGUAAUCGAAAGUCAUCUGGAAAACGAAAAUCCCAAUGAUUCGGCCAAAGAAAAACGUGACAAAUUCAAAGUUGUAUUGGAGGACAUGCGUAAACUGCAAGAAUACGGCCAACCCCCGGAAGAAAUCUUAGCAGAAACUGCUGGAGAUUUACCUAUGUUAGAUCCCGCCGCAGCAGGUGCGGUAGCCGGAAAUCCCCAGUGCCCCAUGAUGUAGCAUUUUUAUUAGUUUUUAUUAAUUGCAAUAUAUUUAUUUUCAAACCAAUUGUUAUUUUAAGUUUCGUAUUUUCAAAUGCAGCGUGCUAUUAUAGGUUAUAUUCAAUCAUUUUAGCACGGUCUCUGGUUUUUUUGGAUUUGAUAUCUAUUUUUAUUAAUAUUUUGUUGGUUUUGGAUAAAAUAAAUCUUUCCUAAUUUCAACGA